AUGCGCUCCUCAUCAUCCUCAUCCAUAACCCUCCUGAAAUCCCCCUCUGUCCUACUCGGCCUCCUGCGUCUUGUGUCGGCUCAGAGCAUUGUUCCGACAUCAUCAACCUCCCAAUUCCCUAGCUGCGCUGUCAAUUGUGCAGUCCUACUCCAGGCGCAAACUGCUUGUGUGCCCCCUUCUGUCCCUGCCACAAACCAGAUCACAUACGAGAAUUGCUUCUGUCAAAGCAGCUUCCUACAAGCGCUGUACAGCACCCCAGACUCCAUCUGCACCGCCGAGUGCACGAGCGAGUCCGACAGGGCACUGCUGCAAACAUGGUUCACAACCUUUUGUCAACAGGUUGGUAGCGGUAUCGACCCGUUAGAGUCCACAACUUCCGCCCUCCAGCCGGGGUCUACAACUGUCGUGACCAUUACGAGUUUUUCUACACCUCCUUCGACAGCUACAAACACAGGGACGGGAAGCGCAUCUGCGUCUGCUCCUUCGCACCAGUCCUGGAUCGAUGGUCAUUGGCAGUGGAUCCUGAUGCUCGGAGUUCUCGUUGUGGGUUUCGCGCUUCUCACUUGGCUUGCGAUUUGGUUCAGACGGCGACAACGUAGAAAGAUUGAGGAACGGAGAGUGGCGGCUUCGGGAUUUCCGCCAGUCGACGACCGCAAAGGAGGAGCUCGUGCGGCAACUCCAGAUAUUUGGGGUCCGCAUCAGCAUAUGCAUUUCACAAACGGUUGGGAAUACCAUAAUGAUCCAGCCAUCAUGGGCGGCGCUUCUUCCAACAAGCGUGACCGAAGAUCCAACAGAAUCUCCUCUCAACAGAAGCACCGGGGGGCCCCUGAAAUGACCGAAAUGAGUGGCGGGAGACCACCCUCAACACGGCAGCACUCAGCAUCCAAAGGCAAAGACAGGGUAACUGAUGAAAUCAUACCAGUUGAACCCGAGUCAGGGAAUGCGGAUAGAAGCCGCAGCAGAAGCGCAAAGCGGAGGGAUCCGGACAGUGAUACGGAAAGACAUCAACUCGACUCGGACCACCAAAGACGUCUUCGCGAGGUCAGGGGAUCACGACGAAAGAAAGACAACCAUACAUAA
This is a messenger RNA of Fonsecaea pedrosoi CBS 271.37, 1080 nucleotides long. RefSeq lists its product as uncharacterized. The record is from RefSeq and is a predicted model, not a curated record. Bases 1 to 1080 code for a protein of 359 amino acids. Lineage: Eukaryota; Fungi; Ascomycota; Eurotiomycetes; Chaetothyriales; Herpotrichiellaceae. The transcript has 3 exons.